Caenorhabditis angaria is the source of this 1710-nucleotide messenger RNA. The record is from the annotation of a GenBank genome assembly. Lineage: Eukaryota; Metazoa; Nematoda; Chromadorea; Rhabditida; Rhabditidae.
AUGUUGGAGUAUAUUUUAUAUUUUCUGUACUUUGUGAUAUUUUAUUUUCUGUUGAAGCGAUUUGUUUUGGAACAUUUUUAUAUCGAAGAAAGUGGCAAAUUUGUUAUUGUAACUGGUUGUGAUAGUGGAUUUGGAAGACUUUUGGCCAUUCGAUUACUUGAAAAACGAGUCAAUGUUUUUGCAUGUUGUUAUACACAACAGGUUGGUAAAAGGGGAGAGAAAACUAUGAAGGAAAUAUUGUGGCAGUUUAGAAUUCAAACUUCAAUGUUCUUCAAACAGUUAUGGAAUAUUUUUAGAAAAAAAUUUAAUUAGAAAUUUUGAAAACAUCUAAAAUUAGAAGACAGCUAUGACGUGGCGGAUUAGGAAAUUUGUGAAAAAUCAGAUGAAAAAUCUACAGUAAUCCACAAUUUCGGUUCAGAAAAAAUUAUUAGAAAAUUGUUUCUGAACAUUUGUACAACUCCUUUCACGUGGCACGUGGCAAAGACAAAUUUAAAUUUGAAAAUUAAAUUUUAUUAUUUCCUGAUAUACAAACAUUAAAGUUAUCAGCUAUCACUCUCAUUUUUCAGGGGAUUGACAGUUUGAUUUCAAAAUGGCGAAUUGGUUCAAACUCAAAAGGAAAACUUUUUCCAAUUCGAUUAGAUGUGACAAAUGAGGAAAGUGUGAAUUCGGCAAAAUUAGAAGUUACCAGGAUUUUGAGUGAAAAUGUAAGACUCUCAAAAAUUUUUGAAAUUUGGAACCCAUAUCACUCUUGGUUUUUUCAGAACGCUGAACUUUGGGCUUUGGUAAACAACGCUGGAUUUUUCUCAAUUUUUGGUCCUGAUGAUUGGUGUAGUACAAAUGAAUAUAUGAUGUCAUUAAAUGUGAAUACUUUGGGACCAGUUCGAAUGUGUCACGCAUUUGUUCCACUUAUCAAAAAAUCAAAAGGAAGAAUUGUAACAAUGGCAUCAUCAGCUGGAAGACUUCAUGGAUUAUAUGUUGGACCAUAUUGCACAGCAAAAUAUGCUGUUGAAGGAUAUAUGGAUUGUUUGAGACUGGAGUUGAGAAAAUUCGGAGUAUCUGUGCAUAUUUUGGAACCAGGAGCAUUUAGAACAGAGUUGUUGAAUCAAGAUGCACAAAGACAACGAAUAACUGGGAUUUGGAGUAAAUUAUCAAAUGAAACUAAACAUGAAUAUGGAGAGGAUUUCAGAGAGAAUUGUAGGUUUUUUGUUUGAAGUGUGGGUACAGUAUUUUAGAAAAGUUGAAAAACAAAUGUUUCGAAAUAAUUUGUUUUUUCACCUUGAAAAGUUUUGAGCAUCAAAAUCUAAAUUUUUUACAGUUGAAAGAAGUUGGGAAGCUGGUGUGAACUUUGUUGCCAAUAAAAACAUUCAAUGGGUUGUUGAUUGUUAUACACACGCACUUUUCUGCUGGUGGCCUCGUCUUCGAUAUACACCUGGAUGGGAUGCAAUAUUUAUGUUCAUCCCACUUAGUUUGAUGUCAACAUAUAUUCAAGAUACAGUUUUAACUGUCUUGUAUAAUUUGAGUCCUGGUCCAGCAUUAGUUCCACAAGUUAUCAAAAGAAAAACAAAGAUUGGAGAUAAUUUAUUACGAUUAUUAUCAUUUGGCGCACAAGUUGCUUUAAUUCCUGUUUUGUACACAUUUUGGUUUUUGAAGGAUUCGAUACCUCCAAAAACAACUGUUGUUCCACCAACAAAUCAUACUGUAGCAGAAUGA